This is a messenger RNA of Plasmopara halstedii, 327 nucleotides long. RefSeq lists its product as uncharacterized. The coding region runs from base 1 to 327 and encodes 108 amino acids. Lineage: Eukaryota; Oomycota; Peronosporomycetes; Peronosporales; Peronosporaceae. The transcript is spliced from 2 exons. The record is from RefSeq and is a predicted model, not a curated record.
AUGCUCGUAGGGCCAACGUCGACUAUAAUAUCGAGGUGCGGUUACACAGGAAACCAGAACAGUGUUUCGGAGCUUGGUAGACAGUGUAAGGAGUACUCCUCUAGCCUUGCGUUUGAUUCAGGAAACGCCCGCUCGAGUUAUUUCUCCCUAAUUCGACAUAAAACGGAACAUGUCGGAACUAUCAAAAACCGACGAACCCGACCAAGUCGACCGGACGACCAAGUAACCGAUUUGCAGUCCGACCGCAAGACCGACCUCAAGACCGGCCUCAAGCCGGACCUCAAGGCGGACUUCAAGGCGGACCUCAGGGCGGAUCUCUGGACGUAA